Leptinotarsa decemlineata (Colorado potato beetle) is the source of this 414-nucleotide messenger RNA. Its product is annotated as nose resistant to fluoxetine protein 6. NCBI's taxonomy places the organism in Eukaryota, Metazoa, Arthropoda, Insecta, Coleoptera, Chrysomelidae. Gene Ontology annotation, molecular function: acyltransferase activity, transferring groups other than amino-acyl groups. The record is from RefSeq and is a predicted model, not a curated record.
CAUGUGUACCUUCGCAGCAAUUAUCAUUUGCUCCACUGUGUAUGAUUUAUCACUGUCCUACACUGAAAAAGAGCCUCAACACCCAUCUUUACUGGUUUUCUCGGCUGUUAAAAACGGAAAAAAAAUCUUAGCCACUUCCAACAGUCCACAUCAAAUACUAUGCUUGAAUGGAAUAAGGUCGCUGAGUAUGGCUUGGAUUAUAUGCCAUCAUGAGUUUUUGAUUUCCAUAUUGGGCCCUGUUGGAAAUUACUAUGAUAUUGUAGAGUUCUUUUAUUCCGCCAAAACAAUGUUUUUGAAUCAAACUCCAGUUUCUGUGGAUAGUUUCCUCACCCUAGCAGGUAUUUUAACAGCAUACACUUUGAUGAAGAGGAAGAAGAUCAAGGUUAUUGAGAAUUACGUGCACAGGUAUUUCAG